This is a messenger RNA of Austrofundulus limnaeus, 1207 nucleotides long. RefSeq names its product interferon induced protein 44g (gene ifi44g). NCBI's taxonomy places the organism in Eukaryota, Metazoa, Chordata, Actinopteri, Cyprinodontiformes, Rivulidae. The transcript is spliced from 8 exons. The record is from RefSeq and is a predicted model, not a curated record. Gene Ontology annotation, biological process: immune response. Bases 71 to 1138 code for a protein of 355 amino acids.
CAACUCAACAAUGUUCUUUCUGUCCAGAGACAUUUUGCUGUUUGCUUCGCUGUGUUGACAUCAAGAAGUCAUGGAGAUUAACGCUGAAGACAAACGCACCAGUGGUUGUGGCUUUACUUUUGGACGUCCUUUUACUGCCACUUCAACUUCCACUACUCCUGCUUAUACACAGCCUAUUUUUGGUUCCACCCGGGCUGCCAUCAAUCAGCCCAAAACCAUCGGUACAACAGAAAAUAAGGAGGAAAAGACUAAAGAAGUCCCAGGAUUCCUAUCAAACUUGAACUCCCCGUGGAGAGAAGUCCUGUGGACAAUGGAGCAAAAGGAGAACCUGAUGAAAACUGUGAGCUCCUACAGGCCGAGCUGUAAAGAGGUGACCCAGGCCCGGGUUCUCCUCCUCGGCCCAGUUUCUUCAGGAAAAUCCAGCUUCAUCAGCUCAGUCCAGUCUGUGUUUCAUGGAAGAGUCACCAAUCGUGCCAUGGUGGGCUUCUCCUCCUCCACCAGCUUCACCAAAAAGCUGCAGUCCUUCAACAUACGGACUCAGAAGGGGGGAGAGAAUACUGGGCUGGUGCUGUGUGAUAUAAUGGGUCUGGGGGACGGAGAGCUGACCGGGUUGACCCUUCACGACGUCCUGUCAGUCAUUAAAGGACACGUACCUGAAGGGCACAAGUUCAGUCCAGAUAAACCGGUGGGAUCAGAAACAGUGGGCUACGUGAAGACGCCAAGCCUGAAGGAUAAAAUCCACUGUGUGGCCUUUGUGAUGGACGCCUCGAAAAUCUCAACCCAAAAUAAGGGCCUCGGCUCGGCCUUCAAACAGCUCCGAGAGCACAUCAGUGACCUGGGUGUUCACCAGGUGGCUCUGCUGACCCACAUUGACAAGGUUUGUCAGGGGACGGCAAAAGACAUUGGCCAUGUUUACAAAAGCCAGAGCAUUAAAGAGACGAUGAGCAAAGCUGGAGCGCUGCUGGGUAUGUCCACCUCCUCCAUAGUUCCAGUGAAGAACUACUCGUCAGAGCUGGACCUGGAUGUGAACAUGGAUGUGCUGCUGCUCAGUGCUGUCGACCACAUCCUGCAGUACGCAGACUUGUUUUUCCAGGACUAUGCACCACAAAAACAAACUGUUAGGCAGGGUAUACCAUAAUUGAUGCCUGAGUAUUUGAAAUGUGCCUUUCUACAGAGAAAAGAAUAAAAGUUCUCAUUGAAACUUUCA